GCGUAACGUAACAUUCCAUUGAGAAGAAGAGGGGGGAAAAAUGGCGUCCUCUAACAAUCCUCGCAAAUUUAGCGAAAAAAUCGCUUUGCAUAAUCAGAAGCAGGCGGAGGAGACAGCCGCGUUCGAAGAAGUCAUGAAGGACUUAAACAUCACCAGAGCUGCCCGGCUGCAGUUACAGAAGACCCAGUAUUUGCAACUAGGGCAGAAUCGUGGACAGUACUAUGGAGGCUCACUGCCCAAUGUCAAUCAGAUUGGAAAUGGCAACAUUGACCUGCCUUUUCAGAACUCGGUGUUGGAUACCAGCCGAACGACCAGGCACCACGGGCUGGUGGAGCGCGUUUACCGCGACCGAAACCGCAUCACAUCUCCUCACCGCAGGCCGCUGUCGGUCGAUAAACAUGGACGCCAAAUUGACAGCUGUCCUUACAGCUCCGUUUACCUCUCCCCACCACCAGACACUAGCUGGCGAAGGACAAAUUCAGACUCUGCCUUACAUCAGAGCACUAUGAAUCCGAAGCCCCAGGAUGUGUUUGCAGGGGGGUCACAGGAGCUGCAGCCUAAACGAGUACUGCUGCUAACAGUGCCUGGGAUGGAGAAUUCCGACUCUAACGCUGACGAAGAUGCACAGGAACAGUUGUGGAAUGAUGAGAAGGAUGAUACAUCAAACCCCAACACAUGUGAUGUCCCUGGAAUCAAUAUUUUCCCAUCACCAGACCAGGAGUUGAACCCAUCCGUGCUCCCUGCUGCGCACAACACUGGGGGUUCAUUGCCCGAUCUGACCAACAUUCAGUUCCCGCCUCCACUGUCCACACCACUGGACCCCGAGGACACCGUGGCCUUUCCCUCGCUCAGCUCAUCCAACAGCACAGGAAGCCUGACCACCAACCUCACCCACCUGGGCAUCAGCGCAGCCAGCCACGGGAUUCCCACCUCAUCCCAAUCUACCAUGACUGCGACGGGACAGCGCCGGCAACCUCCUGUGGUGCCCCUCACCCUCUCCUCUGACCUCCACCUCCAACAGUCAACGCAGCAGUUCUCACCCACCCUGUCCUCACCUGUUAACAUCCCACAGGCCAUACCAACAGAGUCGAUGACCUUGGAGCAGCAACUUUCCCAAUAUCCACUUUUCAGUCAGUUGACGGCUCAGGCUCAGGCUCAGCUGGUCAGCGACCUGCAGAAGCAGCAGCAGGCCUUGUCGCAGGGCAUCCAGCUCAUCACUUUCCCACCUCCAGCCUCCACUGCUACAUCCACUGCCACUGCCAGCAGCUCCUCCCCAGACAGCCAGAGCCAGACAACCGCCAGCAUCGGUGUCAGUUCGUACCGCAAUCAGACUGGCUCACCAGCCACUCAAUCUCCAACCUCCCCAGUCUCCAAUCAAGGCUUCUCCCCUGGCGGCUCGCCUCAACACAUCCCCGUGGUGGGCAGUAUAUUUGGCGACUCCUUCUAUGAUCAGCAGUUGUCAUCGAGGCAGACCAAUGCACUUUCUCACCAGCUAGAGCAGUUCAACAUGAUCGAGACCCCCAUCAGCUCCACCAGCCUUUAUAACCAGUGCUCCACCCUCAACUAUACACAGGCGGCCAUGAUGGGCCUCACUGGGAGCAGCCUACAGGACUCUCAGCAGCUCGGCUACAGUAGCCACAGCAACAUCCCCAACAUCAUCCUAACAGUCACAGGUGAGUCUCCGCCGAGCCUCUCCAAAGAGCUGACCAACUCUCUGGCCGGUGUCGGCGACGUCAGCUUUGACGCGGACUCUCAGUUCCCCCUGGACGAGCUGAAGAUUGACCCGCUCACCCUCGACGGGCUGCACAUGCUCAAUGACCCCGAUAUGGUGCUCGCCGACCCCGCCACCGAGGACACGUUCAGGAUGGACAGGCUGUAACAUAUGAGGCUCAAUGUGGCCAAGAAGGAGAAGAAGAAGAAGAAGAAGAAAACGAAGAAAGAAACCCACACACUAACUUGUGAACAGAGAGAAGCAAAGGGCGGGAAGAACCCUCUCCCUUGUUGCAUGGCUGUCCAGCUGUCUGACCUCGCCCUCGUCUCCGUGAAGCUCUCUGAAAUGACGCACCACCAACAGCAGGGAAUAAGACGUCCAGUGGCUUGCUGGGGAAUGGCCUCGCUGUCAAUUUGAAUGAGAUUGGUCGCUCAGCGCUUUCGCUAGCCUGCUGUGUUUACAGUGUACCAUUACAUGCCACAUAAAUUCCAAAAAAAAAAGAAGAAGAAAAUGCACAUUUGACAAUGUUUUUUUUUUUCCUUUUCAUAUCCACGUUUUGUUUUUGUUUUUAUAUUUGCUGGUAGCAGGAAGCUGCUAGGACAUUGGGCUAAACGGUUUGGCAAUCUGAUGAAUUGGUUUUUCCCUUUAUGCUGUAACAGCUUUCUAUUUCACACUCAAAGCUUUAUUUUUGACAACCAAAAGUUAUUUUCAUCAUGUACUGUAUGUUUUGAUGCUUUACGUAUGUAUAUGUUCUAUUUAUUUUAUUUUAUUUUAUUUAUUUAUUUAUUUCGGUUCAAGAUUGAUUUUAUAUUCUAUUUACUAAUUUAAAUUUGAUGCCAAAAUGCUCUCUGUAAGCAUAGUGUAAAUUUGCACUCAUGUGGUUUGUGUCUAUUUAUGAAGUACCAACAUAUUUAUAAAUGUCUUUGUUAAGCUACUUGGUUAAUGAAGGAGUGCAAAAUCUCCCCAUAGUUGCUCUUUGGUGUUCGAUGUGCCAUUCUCUGAUGUAGAGACGCGGUAGACGUUGUAAUGCUGUAGCCCGGCGGUCAAAUCCAAGCGUCGUCGUUUCCAGUGAUGAUGGGUCGGUUGUAAUUACCUUAAAUUAACGUUUUUUUCUCAGAAAAAUAAUCAGGUAUUUCUAUUGAACUGGAAAGCAGGAGAAAAAAAAAUAGAUUUAUUGCCAGUGAAGAGCCAAUACACGUUCAGACCGACGCAGUCUGUUUUUAAAAGUGAAAUCUCCAAACGUCGUCACUGUGAAAUCACCUGAUUUUGCCUUACAUGAGUGUUCCUGCUGUUCCACUUAAGUGUCUGACGUGACAACGUAUUUUCGUACCUUAUUGUAACAUUUUCUUGUAUUUGAGAGGAACGUCACUUUUGAUCAGUGAUAUUUGUGAUUAUGUUGUGUAAGGUUUGACAAAUCGAUGUACUGUAUUUUGUAGCGGUACAAUUUAUACCCAAAUUGUUGAUGUUUUUUAAAGUGGGGCAAAAAAAAAAAAGAAAAAGCAAACAAAAAAAAAAGAAAA
Solea solea (common sole) is the source of this 3231-nucleotide messenger RNA. It is a transcript of the gene crtc1b, whose product is annotated as CREB regulated transcription coactivator 1b. Gene Ontology annotation, molecular function: cAMP response element binding protein binding. Gene Ontology annotation, cellular component: nucleus; cytoplasm. Gene Ontology annotation, biological process: positive regulation of transcription by RNA polymerase II; protein homotetramerization. The coding region runs from base 41 to 1879 and encodes 612 amino acids. NCBI's taxonomy places the organism in Eukaryota, Metazoa, Chordata, Actinopteri, Pleuronectiformes, Soleidae. The record is from RefSeq and is a predicted model, not a curated record. The transcript is spliced from 14 exons.